Molecule: messenger RNA, 2670 nt
Organism: Symbiodinium sp. CCMP2592
Lineage: Eukaryota; Dinophyceae; Suessiales; Symbiodiniaceae
Source: the annotation of a GenBank genome assembly
AUGGCUGACAGCAAGGAGAGCUCGCACAUUCCUGCGUGGGAUGGCACGGCACGUGCCUGGCGGCGCUAUACGAGAGAGGUGGCAUGGUUUGUGCAGUCAACGCCAGUUCACAAGAGGCGUUACUGUGCGAGCCGACUUUUGUCACGACUUUCAGGUUCGGCACGGCUGCUGGCGAUGAGCUGGCCCAGGACUGCCUUUGAUAGUCAGGACGGAGUGAAGCUCUUCCUUCAACGACUGGCAGGCAGCCCCCUGGUACGACAGAACCUGCCGAACGCAGCAGCCACAUGCCAACAGUACUUUGCCUUCAGACGACAUGAACGAGAACCCAUCGGAUCAUUCCUUGUACGUGAAACGCUUGUUCAUGAAGAGUUCGUUGAAGCUCUGAUCCGCUUGCAUGAAGACAAACUAGGUGUAGCACAAGAGGAUCGUGAUUUCGGACUUCCACCUGUUCAGGAAGAACACGAAGAGUCCUGGCGCUGGUGGGGCGACACUAUGUGGGAUGAACUUGAUCCUGAUGAUGCUCCACCCGAAGAUGAACCGCAACCUGAAGGUAGCGAUCCUGCACGUCGUGACGGACCACCGGCUGCCACUACCGGCUCCUCCCCUAGUCAUCGCGCGGAGGCAGGCUCUCAAGCUGGAGAACGAUCUCCGGUGGAAUCUCCACCUGAACGUCCCAAGGCUAUCGACGAGCUGUCCAUGGCGGACUCCUUCAUCUUGGAGGUCUUGAGGGGAUGGAGGCUCAUGCAGGCCUCUGGAUUGACGGCGGAUGAACGCCGUGACAUUCUUGCCUCCACCAAGAACAGCAUGGACUACGCCGUCAUCGCUUCGGCUCUCCAGAAUCUUUGGGAUGAUCAGAUGAUAGGGCGGAGCCACCACGGCAUGGGUGCACACCAGGCCUACAUGCUUGACGGCAACGAGGUUUGGGACACCGAGACGGCAUACUACCAGGAGCAGGACGACGAUUGGUGGCAGAGCGAUGACUCUUGGUGGAACGAUGCCUACUACACCGACGAGAGCUCCUACGGCGAGGACCCCUGGUGGAUGGAAGAUUGGUGGGGCUACGACGCCCACACCGCUCAAGAACCUGAUGACGCCGCCUUGAAGGAGAAGUUGCAGGAAGCUCAACAGGCUGAGCAGGUGGCGGAGAGCUUAGCGGCAGAAGCUCACCGCACGUGGGCGGAAGCCCAGCGGGCGACUCAGGCGCUCAGAAAGGAUCGAGGGUUCGGUGCCGUGAUGCAAAAGGGUUCUGGCAAGUGCUUCAACUGCGGCGGCUCACACUUCGCCCGAGACUGCCCUCAUCCAGAUCGACGUGGACUUGGCUAUGGAAAGGGCAAGGGCAAGGCCUUUGCCAUGGAAUCCGACGAUGGCUGGUUGUACUACACCGGCAAAGGGAAGGGCAAGCCCAAGGGCAAGGGCAAGAAGGGACCGUGGAUGCAAGCACAUGCUAUUUGGACCAAGGGAAAAGGGAAGACUAAAGGGAAGUCUAAGGAGCGCACCGUGAAUGCCUAUGCCUCAGAUAUCUUCCUUGGUGGUUUGGAGUUCAGUGGACUGGAGAUGGCCACCAGUCAGCAGACAUCCGGACCCCUGGCGACGUCCCAGGAGCCGCACCUCGGCAUGAUCGACUCUGGUGCUACCGCGUCUGCUGCCCCAGAAGCCGUUGUGAAAGGGCUCAUUAGCGCAAUUCUCACCCAGGAUAAGGGAGCCAAGAUCGAAUUUGAUCAGUCAGCGCGGCCAUACUUUCGGUUUGGGAACGGGAGAUGGGGCAGGGCACUUUGUCGAGUACAUCUUAGCAGUACUGUGUCAGGUCAGUUGCGAAGCUUCUCUCUUUACACCCUACCGAACCCCGAUGAGUACUUCAAGAGUGGAUUCGACAAGUCUUCAUUGGUUCCAGUCUUGGUCGGGAUGGAUUGUCUUGGAAGGGAUGGCAUCGGUAUCAUGAUAGACUUCGCCAGCGGCCUGGCAAUGAAUACCAAGGAACCUAAUCCGGCCAUCUACCCCCUCACAGUGAACAAGAAAGGACACUACACCCUUGACAUACUUCAUCAUCUAACCCAAGGUCACACAUCAGCGGAAGGACAAGCACAUGUGGUCAUUCGCUCGUCAGAUGCUCAGGUGAUCGUGGACCACAUCCGUGCCAAGACAAAGCCGAAGGCAAAAGCUCAACCACUCGAUCCAAGCCGUCGAGUCCCAGCGGACCUUCGAGAUCCUCGUGCACUCCAAUCUCAGUGGCCAUGCCACAACAAUCAUGUACCAGGUCGUCCCCAAGCGAACGCACAUGGCCAGUGGACCCAUUGUGCAGUGUGCAAUCUGAGAAUGGAGUACGUCCCACGUCUGGGAAGUCAUGGUCAGACGACGAAGGCCGACAACCCGGGCAUGACACGACGCAUGUUGGACCAGUUGCAGGUUCUCAUGGGCAACUGCAAACCAACAGCGGCCAUCUGUUUGGCAAUGCAGCGGAAGAUCGAUGCGGAGGAGCAGCUCAACACGUUGAUUCGGGAGCGCAUGGCCGAGAACCAGAUGGUCGAGACUGUGAACCAGGCCACACCGGCUACCACUUCAGCGAGCACACCGGGUGCGCGAGUCGCACCGACGAGUCCUCAGCCGUCGUCUCCGGACAGCUGGGAAGUGACCUCGGAUAUGAACCCCAACACACUGGACAAUGGCUACUAG